UAUCCCUUUCUUGCACAAAAAUAUAAUUUUUUAUAUAAUCCCCCCCUUCUCAUCCUCCAUUCUUCAACUUCGCCAUCUCUCCAUACCCAACCCACCUGUUUUAGACGUGUGGGUCUUCGCUUUAAAUUUGGCAUUUGUUAUUUCUUGGUAGGAUGAUUUAGUUCAGCUUCUUAUACACUUUUGCUUAUAAAUUCAACACUAUCCACCAUCUUUUUAUUUGUAUUCCUACCCAAACUUUACAAACACCCAAAAAGAGAGAAAGGCAGCGAGCGAGUGGUUGAGAGACAUUGUAGAGAAUCAUGGAUAGUAUUGAAAUGGACAAGGAGAGAUUAACUGCGGAGAUGGCCUUUAAGGACUCUUCAUCCGCCGUCAUCAAAAUCCGUCAACGGUUGCCGGAUUUCCUCCAGUCUGUGAAGCUCAAGUACGUGAAAUUGGGUUAUGGGUACUCUUGUAAUCCCGCCACCAUACUCUUGUUCCUCAUCAUUGUACCGUUGUCCAUUGCAACACUGGUUCAAUUCACCGGUUUAAAUAUGGACCGGGUUUUUGAGUUGUGGAAUAGUCAAACCAUUCAACUUGACGACAUUGAUGCCGCCUCCAGACUUGCCGGCUCAACGGUCUUACUCUUUCUUCUGGGGCUUUACUGGGCCAAGCGGUCCAGACCUGUCUACCUCGUCGACUUCGCAUGUUACAAACCGGAGGACGAGCGAAAAAUGUCGGUCGAUUCGUUCCUGAAGAUGUCCGAAGAGAGCGGCGCGUUCGAAGAAGAAACUCUUCAAUUCCAAAGGCGUAUAGCGAGCCGGUCCGGUUUAGGAGACGAAACAUACUUAUCUAGAGGAAUAACAUCCAGUCCGCCAAAUCUGAACAUGAAGGAGGCGCGAGCCGAAGCUGAAGCCGUAAUGUUCGGCGCACUCGACGCGCUCUUUGAGAAAACCGGCGUGAAACCAAACGACGUCGGAAUUCUGAUAGUGAACUGCAGCUUGUUCAAUCCGACGCCGUCUUUGUCGUCCAUGAUAGUGAACCACUACAAGCUUCGAACCGACAUUAAAAGUUACAAUCUUGGCGGGAUGGGGUGUAGCGCAGGCCUGAUUUCGAUCGAUCUCGCUAAAGAUCUCCUUCGAGCAAACCCCAACACGUACGCAGUAGUGGUAAGCACUGAAAACAUUACUUUAAACUGGUAUUUUGGGAAUGACCGGUCUAUGUUGCUAUGUAAUUGCAUAUUUCGAAUGGGUGGAGCCGCGGUACUUUUGUCAAACAGGGCUCGAGACAGGGUUCGAUCCAAGUAUGAAUUGGUCCACACGGUUCGAACCCAUAAAGGAGCAGAUGAUAAAAAUUACCAAUGCGUGUACCAAAGAGAGGAUGAGAAAGGGACUGUCGGGGUUUCAUUGGCUCGUGAAUUAAUGGCGGUGGCCGGAGAUGCAUUGAAGACCAAUAUCACCACUUUGGGUCCGCUUGUUUUACCAUUAACAGAGCAGAUUAUGUUCUUUCUCACGCUGGUUCGAAGGAAGGUGUUUAAGGCUAAAGUGAAGCCUUAUAUACCUGAUUUCAAGCUUGCGUUUGAGCAUUUCUGUAUACACGCCGGUGGGAGAGCUGUUUUGGACGAGUUGGAGAAGAAUCUGCAACUCAGUGAGUGGCACAUGGAGCCAUCCAGAAUGACACUUCACCGAUUCGGGAACACGUCCAGUAGCUCGCUAUGGUACGAGCUGGCCUACACGGAAGCCAAGGGUCGGGUCUCGAGUGGGGACCGGGUAUGGCAGAUUGCUUUCGGGUCGGGUUUCAAGUGUAACAGCGCUGUUUGGAGAGCUCUGAGGACGAUUCCUGUUGGUGAGACACGUGGCAACCCCUGGGUUGACUCGAUUGAUGACUACCCGGUGAAGGUGCUUACGUCAUAAGAUUUGAACGAUUGUUUUAUAACGUAGGCCAUGGUCACGUGGACGAUGGUAUUUAAUUUCUUUUUUUUUGGUCCUUCCUACUGUUCUAUUUUAGACUAAAGUAGUACAAUAUGUAAUAAUUUCAAGAUAUAUAUAUAUAUGAAGCCGGGGGUCUGUUGUAAAAUUUUUACAGCAGACCCAGCCGUAAAUUACUUUAGGGAUAUUUUAAAUUUUAUUUUUUUAUAAAAAUUAUGGUUGUGUUUUGAUUGAAA
Messenger RNA from Tripterygium wilfordii, 2140 nucleotides. Its product is annotated as 3-ketoacyl-CoA synthase 1. NCBI's taxonomy places the organism in Eukaryota, Viridiplantae, Streptophyta, Magnoliopsida, Celastrales, Celastraceae. The coding region runs from base 300 to 1889 and encodes 529 amino acids. The transcript has a single exon. Gene Ontology annotation, cellular component: membrane. Gene Ontology annotation, biological process: fatty acid biosynthetic process. The record is from RefSeq and is a predicted model, not a curated record. Gene Ontology annotation, molecular function: acyltransferase activity, transferring groups other than amino-acyl groups.